Camellia sinensis is the source of this 471-nucleotide messenger RNA. The record is from RefSeq and is a predicted model, not a curated record. Lineage: Eukaryota; Viridiplantae; Streptophyta; Magnoliopsida; Ericales; Theaceae.
UUUCCUUAGCCUUUCAUGGACUCCAGAGAAAUUUCAAAUUUCUCUGCCGUGGGUUUGAUUCUCCACCAAAUGUUGUUGAAAGCUUUCACUGUGUCACAGAUAGAAGGUUCUAAAAACGCUCGCUUAGGCAUGCUAUUUAAUGCUAAUCUAGGUGCGAGUUUUCCCAGUCUCCUUUUUGUGAAGGCUUCUGAAGUCGCUGCAUUGUCAUAUAGUCAUAAGGCAAAGGUGCUGGAUUUUUUGGAUCAACUAUGUGCAUUUUAUGAGCUGGAAUACGUGCAUGCAUCCUCUGUAGUUGCUGAAAGCAAUGAAGCAUUUAUUGAUAAGGUCUGUGAUCUGGCUGAUGCAAAUGCGUUAUCAACUAAGAUGUUGAGAAUAGGAGGAUUUCGGGUGGUCUGUGCCAUAGAGUUACUACCUGAAGAAAAAUACCAUUUAUUUUACAUUCAUGCACAGAAUUGAAACUUCAAGAUUAAA